Messenger RNA from Suillus subaureus, 2146 nucleotides. RefSeq names its product Aspartate/glutamate/uridylate kinase. Gene Ontology annotation, molecular function: aspartate kinase activity. Gene Ontology annotation, biological process: amino acid biosynthetic process. Bases 150 to 1913 code for a protein of 587 amino acids. The record is from RefSeq and is a predicted model, not a curated record. Lineage: Eukaryota; Fungi; Basidiomycota; Agaricomycetes; Boletales; Suillaceae. The transcript has 8 exons.
UUUCCAUGCACACGACGCUAGCAAUCGUCCAUAUAACCAGGGUCUGCCAUUUCUUUUUCUGACAUCUUUAGCUUGUUUCUAUCAGUCUCGGGCUCUCGUGCUAGCACUGCGUGGCCGUAGACUAUCUUUGGACUCGACGUUGACGUCUGAUGUUGGGAUCAAAAUUAGAUCUGAUCACUCUGCCUUCCUCCUCUCCACCUACGAAUUCGACGACAACGUUGCGUCAGAACAACACAGACCCAGAAGCAAAAUGGAUAGUCCAGAAGUAUGGAGGUACUAGUGUAGGCAAAUUUCCAGUCAAUAUUGCUCGUGAUAUCGUAUCGAACUAUAUUGGCCAGCACAAAAUUACUGUCGUUUGCUCUGCACGGUCUGGGUCCGCGAAGGCUCUGGGAACUACCAAUCUGCUGCUUAAAGCUGCCUCUGAGGCACGGCAACGACACAAGUUAUUCAAUGGUUCCGGUACCAUGACUCCGUCGAUAAAUGGUAUCUUCAGGAGGUCAUCAGAAACUUCCCCCAACUCCCCGAUACGCAGAUCUUCGCCAUCGCCAUCGUCUCCGUCCACGGGUGCACUGACACCACUGAUAACACCCCAGACUGGCCAGUCUCAACCGGAAUUUAAUGUUACCGUCGACCUUAUACGGUCAGAGCACAUGAAUGCUGCAAAAGCAUCUGUCAAAAAUCCAGAGAUUCUCCAAGAACUUGAGGAUGAGAUAGAUCGAGACUGCGACUGGCUUCGUAGUUUCUUGUUUGCUGCUCAGGUAAUCAAUGAAAUAUCACCACGUUCGCGGGACAACAUCAUAGGUUUCGGCGAGCGAUUGGCUUGUAAACUGAUGACAGCCGUUCUACGCGACCAAGGCAUUGACGCAGAAUACGUAUCGCUGGAAGAUAUCAUCCCUGUAUCCGAGGAUAACGACACCGCCCCAGAAGGCUCCCUUAAUCAGGCCUUUUAUGAUGGUGGAUGCACACCUCGCGUACCCGUUGUCACCGGCUUCUUUGGCCACGUACCGGGUUCGCUUCUCCGGCAAGUCGGCCGAGGAUACACAGAUUUACUCUCUGCUCUUCUGGCGGUUGGCCUCGAAGCAUCAGAACUACAAAUAUGGAAGGAAGUUGACGGGAUAUUUACAGCGGAUCCUCGAAAAGUGCCUACGGCACGAUUGAUACCUAUCAUAUCGCCCGAUGAAGCCGCUGAGCUGACUUAUUAUGGGAGUGAAGUCGUGCAUCCGUUCACAAUGGAGCAGGUCAUUCGCCAAAAAAUCCCAAUAAGAAUAAAAAACGUGGAGAACCCCCUAGGCGGUGGUACAGUUAUCCACCCCGACCCAGAUAUUGAGGUAUCGCCAGACGAUGGUCUCUGCGAAGUGCCAGUUGCGAUGUCACAAGACCUCUCUCCGUCCAACGACGAAUUGCGUAGGAAUAAGCGACUGCCAACCGCCGUGACAAUAAAAGAACGCAUUGUCGUACUCAACGUCAAUUCGAAUCGAAAGAGUGUGUCUCACGGCUUCCUGGCUGGGAUAUUUGGAACCCUUGAUCGGUUUGGCGUUGUUGUGGACCUCAUUAGCACCAGCGAAGUACAUGUCAGCAUGGCUAUUGAGGACAAUCUAUCCAGGACAACUAUGGAUCGGCUAGUGGAGGAACUAAAGAAGAGUGGAACUGUUUCCGUCCACCGUGAAAUGGCCAUUCUCUCCCUUGUUGGUCAACAGAUGCGCAACCUGGUUGGCAUAUCGGGACGCAUGUUUACUUCCCUUGGCCAGGGUAAUGUGAAUAUCGAGAUGAUUAGCCAAGGCGCCAGUGAGAUCAACAUAUCGUGUGUUAUCGAGGGCCGUGACGCUGUUAAGGCGCUCAAUCUCAUACAUCAAAGUUGUUUACAAAUAAAGCCUGAGGGGCCUAGAGGGCGAGUCGGCCCAUGGCUUUUCUAGCACGGGAUAGAGUCCUGCAUGGUUCGGUUCAACACCAACCUCAACUUCGUAGAGUAUAUCUUCAUACAGAGCGGUAUACGUACGAGAUUUUACUGCCCUCAGCUUCGCGGGAACGUGCUCGCCUCACUGCGACUUUUCUGGUAGUUUCUCCUGCUCAUUCCGACCACUAUUAGAGACAUGGAGUAGACACGUAAUGAAAACAGUUAAGAGACAUCUGUUCGCCACCUAUUGGU